Molecule: messenger RNA, 2633 nt
Organism: Anolis carolinensis (green anole)
Lineage: Eukaryota; Metazoa; Chordata; Lepidosauria; Squamata; Anolidae
Product: ras-related protein Rab-11A-like
Exons: 5
Coding region: 1682-2341 (219 amino acids)
Biological process (GO): exocytosis; melanosome transport; neurotransmitter receptor transport, endosome to postsynaptic membrane
Cellular component (GO): Golgi apparatus; transport vesicle; postsynaptic recycling endosome
Molecular function (GO): GTP binding; GTPase activity
Source: RefSeq, a predicted model, not a curated record
UAUAUAUAUAUAUAUAUAAUAUAGGAUAUAUAAUUAUAUAUACCCUGGUGGCGCAGCGGAUUAAACCGCUGAGCUGCUGAACUUGCUGACCGAAAGGUCGGCAGUUCGAAUCCAGGGAGCGGGGUGAGCUCCUGCUGUUAGCCCCAGCUUCUGCCAACCUAGCAGUUCGAAAACAUGCCAAUGUGAGUAGAUCAAUAGGUACUGCUCUGGUGGGAAGGUAAUGGCGCUCCAUGCAGUCAUGCCAGUGGCCACAUGACCUUGGAGGUGUCUAUGGACAACGCCGGCUCUUAAGCUUAGAAAUGGAGAUGAGCCCCAACCCCCAGAGUUGGACUUAACGUCAGGAGAAACCUUUACCUUUAACUAUAUAUAUAUAUAGAUAUAGAUAUAUAUAUACACACACACACAUAUAUAAAGUGCAUACUAUUACUGCUACCCUAUAAUUAUUACUGCUACUAUAAUAUAUAUGUUAUAAUAUUAAUAUUAUAUUAUUAUUAUAUAAUAUAUACUGUAUAUAUAUAUUAUAUUGCUAUUACUGCUAUCCUAUUAUUAUUAUUAUUACUGCAACUGCUACUAUUAUAUAUAUUACAAUAUUAAUAAUAAUGUUUUAUAUAUAUAUAUAUAUAUAAUAUUGCUAUUACUGAUAUCCUAUUAUUAUUAUUAUUACUGCGACUGCUACUAUUAUAUAUAUUAUAAUAUUAAUAAUAAUGUUAUAUUAUAUAUAUAUAUAUAUAUAUAUAUAUAUAUAUAUAUAUAUUAUAAUAUAUAUAUUAUAUUGCUAUUACUGUUAUCCUAUUAUUACUGCGACUACUACAGUAGAGUCUCACUUAUCCAACAUAAACGGGCCGGCAGAAUGUUGGAUAAGCGAAUAUGUUGGAUAAUAAGAAGGGAUUAAGGUAAAGCCUAUUAAACAUCAAAUUAGGUUAUGGUUUUACAAAUUAAGCACCAAAACAUCAUGUUAGACAACAAAUUUGACAGUAAAAGUAGUUCAAUACACAGUAAUGAUAUGUAGUAAUUACUGUAUUUAUGAGUUUAGCACCAAAAUAUCAUGAUGUAUUGAAAACGUUGACUACAAAAAUGUGUUGGAUAAUCCAGAACAUUGGAUAAGCGAGUGUUGGAUAAGUGAGACUCUACUGUAUAUAUAUAUAUAUAUAUAUAUAUAUAUAUAUAAAAUAUAUAUAUUAUAUUGCUAUUACUGCUAUCCUAUUAUUACUGCGACUACUAUAUAUACUAUAAUAUUAUUAAUAACUGUUAUAUAUAUAUUAUAAUAAUAUAUUAUAUUGCUAUUACUGCUAUCCUAUUAUUAUUAUUAUUAUUAUUAUUGGUAUUUCUAUCUCAAAGAAGGCUCAAUAUUCUCAAUUAAAUUAAAUUAAAUUGAAAUGGAAUCAACCCCAAGACUUGUCCCUUUAAAAGAGGAGGGAAAGGAGGGAGGGAUGGGGGUGGCCCCGCCCCCUGAGUUACCUGUGGCCAGGUGAGGCCCUGGGCAGCCAAUGGGGGCCAAUCAGGAAGAAGGCGGCCAAAGCGACCAAUGGCAGUGCAGGUGUUGCACCUGGAGCCGGUUGAACCCAGGAAAUCCCAAAGAGGUGAGAUCACCCUCCUCCUCCUCCUCCUCACUGAGACAGGUGUGUCCUUACCUGGGAAAAGGGGCAUUUUCUCUCUCUUUUAGGGCAAGAAAUUGGACAGGAUGCGAGGCAAGGACGACGAGUACGAUUACUUGUUCAAAAUUGUGCUGAUCGGGGACUCUGGGGUGGGGAAGAGCAACCUGCUGUCCCGCUUCACCCGCAACGAGUUCAACCUGGAGAGCAAGAGCACCAUCGGGGUCGAGUUCGCCACCCGCAGCAUCCAGGUGGACGGCAAGACGGUCAAGGCCCAGAUCUGGGACACCGCCGGGCAGGAGCGCUACCGCGCCAUCACCUCCGCGUACUACCGUGGGGCGGUGGGCGCCCUCCUGACCUACGACAUCGCCAAGUACCUGACCUACGAGAACGCCGAGCGCUGGCUGAAGGAGCUGCAGGACCACGCCGACGCCAACAUCGUCAUCAUGCUGGUGGGCAACAAGAGCGACCUGCGCCACCUCCGGGCCGUGCCCACCGAACAGGCCAAGGCCUUCGCCGAAAAAAACGGCUUGGCCUUCAUCGAGACCUCGGCGCUGGAUUCCACCAACGUGGAGACGGCCUUCCAGAACAUCCUCACAGAGAUCUACCGGAUCGUGUCCCAGCGGCAGAUGUCCGGCGGGGCCCCGGAGGCCGAGUUCAGCCCCAGCGGCAGCACGGCCAUCGAGCCCAUCCGCGUCCUGCCCACGCAGCAGGAAGGCCGGCAGGCGCCCUGCUGCCAGAACAUCUGACCAUCGCUCCCCGGAACGGACCAUGAGCCUUUUGCUUCUUUGGAGCCUUGUGUUUCCCAUCUUCAGUCAGAAAAUGCUCCUCUUUCAUGGGAAGAGGUUUUUGGGGACCCAGGCCCAACUGUCGGCCCCUUUGAAUGGUGUCUCUGUCCCGGGAUCCUUUUGCUGCUUCCCUCGAAGAUGCUGCUGUUUCAGGGAAUUCAAUCCGGUGGGAGAUGUGGGAUGGUGGGAAGAGGAGGUGUCCCGGUUUCCCGACGUGUGGUGUGCACCAAUAAAAGGAUGAUAGGAACACAAA